GUCAUAAGGAAAGCUGUUUAAUAAAUUCACAUACAUCGUUUGUACACCGCAGUCCUGUAAGUCGUCGUUCUGAACGCAUAUCAGGCACGAGAUUUCGCUUGUGUCCUCGUUUGAAUCCUCACCAAUAUAAUCUUUCACAAGCUCUCUCAAAAGUCACCUUGCCUCCUCGACACGAUAGCUCGACUCUCAGUGGUUCCCUCCAUACCUAGUGUAUCGUCUCUCAUAGCUUCAUACCAAGCUCUAACUCGUCAUGUCCGGUAGUCCGAGCCGCGCAAUUCGACGAAAACUAGUGAUCGUAGGGGAUGGAGCUGCUGGCAAAACCUCUCUGCUCAAUGUGUUUGCCAUCGGGCAUUUCCCUGAGGCCUAUGAACCCACAGUGUUUGACAACUACGUGACGGAGAUCGAGCUCGAUGGCAAACCGAUACAGCUGGCUCUGUGGGAUACUGCUGGACAAGAAGAAUACGAACGUCUCCGACCUCUAUCCUACUCGAAAGCCCACGUUAUCCUCAUCGCCUUUGCAGUAGAUUCCCCCGACUCGCUGGAUAAUGUGAUACAAAAAUGGAUCGAAGAAGUGAGAAGCAUCUGUGGAAAAGCCAUACCGGUGAUUCUUGUUGGCUGCAAGACGGAUCUGAGGGAAAAGGCCAUGACGAAUGGGACGUAUAAUGCGGAAAAAUUUGUCGACACGGCAUCGGGCCAACGGAUUGCCAACUCCAUCGGUGCAAAGGCUUAUCACGAGACUUCAUCGUUGAUGAAUCUAGGGGUAGAUACCGUCUUUGAAGCCGCGACGAGGGCAGCCGUCCUCGUCCGAGACCAAGGUCACGGAGGUGUCGGCGCAGCCUAUGACAAGGACGGGAACGACUAUACGAAGGAGGAAAAGGGAGGGGUAGGCAAAUGCUGUGUCAUUUGUUAAUGGAAAAUCCUCGAGCACACUCAAUCGCACGCACGACAUAGACGACAAACACGACUUUACGAGGGCCAAGCCUGCACUGCAGCACAUCAAUAGACGACUGGACGCAAACAGCAUGACGGAUACCAUAUGCUUCAUAUACACUCGGUUUUGUACUCGCUUCAAUGGGCCUAUAGCAUCAAUUUAUGGGGCUCGUAUCGCAUGAAAUGGUUUGCAGCGUGGCGA
Kockovaella imperatae is the source of this 1132-nucleotide messenger RNA. Its product is annotated as ras family-domain-containing protein. Gene Ontology annotation, biological process: small GTPase-mediated signal transduction. The transcript has 8 exons. Gene Ontology annotation, molecular function: GTPase activity; GTP binding. The record is from RefSeq and is a predicted model, not a curated record. Bases 251 to 910 code for a protein of 219 amino acids. NCBI's taxonomy places the organism in Eukaryota, Fungi, Basidiomycota, Tremellomycetes, Tremellales, Cuniculitremaceae.